AUGUACCCAGAAGUACCACAUGGGGCUUUCACUUUCCAUUUGCUCAAAAACAUGAAAAGAAAUUUCAAGAAGAACUCAAAAAAGUUCAAGGAUACAUUUUUUGUAGCUGCAAAUGCGUACACUGUGAAAAAGUUUGAGUACAAGAUGAGAGAACUUGAUAAGAUUGACAAAAGGCUACGACCUUACCUAAAACAGAUUGGGUAUCAAAUGGAUCAACUUAUUUGUGCCCACGCAAUUGCUAUUUUUAAAGAAAUAAAUCAAGAUCCUUAUCAAUAUUGUUCUCAAUAUUACACCAAGGAAGCCAUGGUCGCAACUUACAAAGAAAUUAUAUACCCUCUUGGCAAUGAAGACACUUGGCAAAUACCUAAACAUAUCAAAGUUGUGAAAAUACACCCUCCAGAAGGAAAAAUAAGAGUAGGUAGACCAAAGAAAAGAAGAUGUAAAGCUGUAUGGGAGAAAAACAAAAAAUCAAAACAAAUGCGGGAAUUGCGGUCAAACUGGACAUAA
This is a messenger RNA of Humulus lupulus (European hop), 507 nucleotides long. RefSeq lists its product as uncharacterized. The record is from RefSeq and is a predicted model, not a curated record. NCBI's taxonomy places the organism in Eukaryota, Viridiplantae, Streptophyta, Magnoliopsida, Rosales, Cannabaceae. The transcript has 2 exons. Bases 1 to 507 code for a protein of 168 amino acids.